This is a messenger RNA of Acanthoscelides obtectus, 320 nucleotides long. The record is from the annotation of a GenBank genome assembly. Lineage: Eukaryota; Metazoa; Arthropoda; Insecta; Coleoptera; Chrysomelidae.
AAUUCAAAGGGGAGUGCGACAUUAAAGGAAAGCACUGUAUAGUGGCACUUUAAACCAUGACUCCUACAGUAUGCUGCAGCUUCUUGAAACCAAGAUGGAAUGAGACACCUCAAGAAAGCAUAAAUCACCUCAUCAGAAGUACGACAACUGGGCGAAUGCAUAUUGCGAAAUACAGUGAUACAGCAAAUGUUUUCAGCUCAAAAUUUGAUCACAACCUUCUCUUGCUCAUGUCUAACUGUAUACAAAACUAGUGUAACUAUCUCAGCAUUCUGUAACCAACAAACAUGCUGGAGAAAUGAACUAUUUGCACACUGACAGCU